AAUCAGCGCUCGGCUCCUGGGCAUGUCUUCUCUUACGCUUUACUAUUUAAAUCUGCUCAAUUCCGUUCAUCGUCCUCACACCACCACCGGAGAAAAACAAAUUCCCAUCCAAAUUUCAAAUCCUUUGUCCAGCCCCAGCCCUAACCCUAAUCCCAGUUGAAUUCCCAAAUGGCGACUGAAGAAGUAGUUGUGGCAGUAGAGACGGUUCCGGCGGUUACUGAGCCGGAGGCUGCGGAAGAACCGGCGCCGGCGCCGGCGAAGGCCAAGAAGGAGGCGAAGCCGAAGAAAGCUCCUGCUGCUCCGAAGAAGAGAAAAGCUUCCACUCACCCUUCUUACAUUGAGAUGAUAACGGAGGCAAUAGUGUCGUUGAAGGAGAAGAACGGAUCGAGUCAGUACGCGAUAACGAAGUUUCUGGAAGAGAAGUACAAGGACUUGCCGUCCAACUUCAAGAAGUUGCUGUUAGUUCAAUUGAGGAAAUUGACCGCGUCUGGUAAGCUCGUGAAGGUUAAGAACUCUUAUAAGCUUCCGGCGAGCAAGACUCCUGCGCCAGCCUCGAAGCCGAAACCGGCUGUUGUUAAGAAGAAGCCGGCUCCUGCUGCGAAGCCGAAGGCCAAGGCGCCCGAGAAGAAGAAAGCCCCCGCGGCCAAGCCGAAGCCUAAGGCAGCCACGAAGCCGAAGCCGAAAGCUGCUCCUGCUAAGCCGAAGGCAGCGGUGAAGCCGAAAGCUGCUCCGGCUGCUAAGCCUAAGGCAGCUGCGAAGCCGAAAGCUGUGGUGAAGCCCAAGGCGGCUGCUGUGAAGCCCAAGGCGGCCCCGAAGCCGAAGGCCAAGGCGAAGCCACCGGCGAAGGCGGCUAGGACGUCGACUAGGACUAGUCCGGGGAAGAAAGUGGCGGCGGCUCCUAAGCCGGUGGUGAAGAAAGCUGCGGUUAAGAAGGCGCCGGUUAAAAAAGCUCCGGCAAAGUCGCCGGCGAAGAAAGUAGCUGCAACGAGGAAGAGGAAAUGAGGGGUGAGAGAGUAGAGGGUAGUGUUGUAAAUGUCUUGAUCUUUAUGGGUGUGUUUGGAUUCGUGCACCCAUACAAACAUAGCGUCUGAUCUUGUUUCUUUGCUGUUUUUCGUUUUUUUUAUAAUUCCUUUUCGAUUUAGGGCUUGUAGUUGUAAUCGAUUCUGAGGUGAUUCACAGUAUUUAGCUUGUAGUUCUUUCUAUGCGUGCUAAUUGGAGUUACUACAUUGUUGGUA
This is a messenger RNA of Rhododendron vialii, 1235 nucleotides long. RefSeq names its product histone H1. The transcript is spliced from 2 exons. Gene Ontology annotation, molecular function: double-stranded DNA binding; nucleosomal DNA binding; structural constituent of chromatin. The coding region runs from base 169 to 1002 and encodes 277 amino acids. The record is from RefSeq and is a predicted model, not a curated record. Gene Ontology annotation, cellular component: nucleosome; nucleus. Lineage: Eukaryota; Viridiplantae; Streptophyta; Magnoliopsida; Ericales; Ericaceae. Gene Ontology annotation, biological process: chromosome condensation; negative regulation of DNA recombination; nucleosome assembly.